AUGUUCAAAUACAUCGUUCUCGCAACUUUAUUGUGUGCCUGCGCCGCUGUACCAUUGCCUCCAUCAGAUGAUGCUCAUGCCGAGAUACGCACUUUGAACAGUGAUAUUAAGCCCGAUGGAAGCUAUCAGUAUCAGUUUGAAACCUCAAAUGGCAUAGCAGCACAGGAAAGUGGCGUUGGAGCUCAAUAUGCCAGUGGUUCUUCACAAUACUAUUCUCCUGAGGGUGAAUUGAUACAGCUAACUUACACUGCGGACGAAAAUGGUUUCCAACCACAAGGUGCACACUUGCCAACACCACCACCAAUUCCUGAGGCAAUACUGAAAGCUUUGGAAUAUAUACGCACACAUCCAAAUGAAGAGGAACAACAUUUGCAACAUCAACAUCAACAACACCAACAACAGCAACAAGGAAAUCUUUAUCUGCAACAAAACUUCCGCAAAUUCUAA
Teleopsis dalmanni is the source of this 447-nucleotide messenger RNA. RefSeq names its product pupal cuticle protein Edg-78E-like. Gene Ontology annotation, molecular function: structural constituent of chitin-based larval cuticle. The coding region runs from base 1 to 447 and encodes 148 amino acids. The transcript has 2 exons. Gene Ontology annotation, cellular component: chitin-based extracellular matrix. NCBI's taxonomy places the organism in Eukaryota, Metazoa, Arthropoda, Insecta, Diptera, Diopsidae. The record is from RefSeq and is a predicted model, not a curated record.